UUCUAAAAUCAAGUCUCGCCGGGUUUGUGCUGCGCGAUGACAUCUAUACGUAGGUAGGAAGCGUCGCGUUCCAUGACGUUCUGUUUCCAUGACUACCAGAGUCGCUGUCUAGUGCAGCGCUGCUAUGGCGAAGUUUGUACUGGCAGGCAGGGCUGACUGUCCAUACUAUGCAAAAGCAGAAAUUCUUGCAGAAUAUCUUCAGAAAAACCUUCCCUCAUUCAGAGUGCACAAAAUUACCCAACACCCUGAGGACUGGGAGGAAUGGCUUCAGGAGAUCUGCAGAAAGAAUGGAUGGAAUCACCAUCGUUCCCCUAUAAUAUGGAGGGAGUUGCUGGACAGAGGAGGAAAGGGAUUGCUUCUUGGAGGGUUUAAUGAUUUCUUUGAGCAUGCUCAGGAAUAUUAUAAUAUUACCGCUGACAUGAUGAGCAGUCUAAUGAAGGAUAUUGCUCUAGAAAACUUGGAGACUCAUAUUGAAAUCCAGAAAGAACAAGAAGAAAAAAAACGUUUGUUUAAUCCUCUACAUGUCUGGAUUACUAGUGCAACCACACCGACAUGCUACAACCUGAUCCCUCUGCUAGCCAGUGGAGAAGUCUUUGGGAUGAGGAAAGAAAUUUGGUUACAUUUGUUGGAGACUAGUCAUUGCAACGGGAGUCUUAGUGCUCUGGUUAUGGAGGCUGAAGACUUAGCAUUUCCUCUUCUCAGAAAGGUUACAGUGCACAAAAUGGCCGAUGACACAUUUCUCCAGGCAGAUUUUGUAAUUGUUCUUGAUGAUGCUCAUGUCACAAAUGAUCAGUCACCUGAAAAGUGCAUCAAGCAGAUUGCUGAAAGAUGUUUGCAAUAUGGAGCCUUCAUUGAUCAGAAUUCAAACAAAGGAGUAAAGGUAGUUGUUGCAGGAAGUACGUAUGUGAACUUAAAGGCACAAAUGAUAUUGAGCAAUGCACCAUCUAUCAACCCUCAUAAUGUGGUAGCUCUGGCCACACAACUGGAAUUUGAAGCCAGAGCACAGAUAGCAAAGAAACUGAACAUAAAUUCAGCAGUGGUGAAGGAUGUGAUACUCUGGGGCAACAUCAGUGGCACUAACUUUCUGGAUCUUCAACAUGCAAAAAUCUACCAAUAUGAUAGCGCUGUGUGGGGACCUCCAGGUUAUUGGCGCCCACUGAAGAAAAUGAUCUUUGACGGAAAGUGGCUGAAAAAUGAAUUUCUUAAAGAAUGGAGGUGCAGACAACAGCAUCGCUCUGGCAUGUCAGCUGCUCAUUCCAUAGCCAUGGUCUUGUCUUGGUGGCAGCAGGAAUCUAACACUGGAGACAUUGUUUCAUUGGGUAUAACCAGCGAAGGCCAUUUUGAUCUUCCAGAAGGGAUUGUAUACUCCAUGCCAGUUCAAUUCCUUAAUGGAGACUGGCAGGUUUAUGCAAAGGCCAGUGUUCAUGAUGAAACUAAGGAAACAUUAUUUCAGGCAGCCAAGGAAUUAAUCAAGGAAAAGAAUAUUGCUUUAGGAAUUCAGAAAGAAUUAGAAAUUGCAGAAGAGGGAUAUAAAGAAACCACUGUAAUAGAGAGCACUGCAGCUUUACCAACACCACUGAGCAGUAAAAACAGUUUAGAUAAUGUUGAAACUACACAAAAUAAUGAUGACCAGACAAUAAUUCCUACAUAUCCAAGUAGAGAAGAAUCUGUACUGAGUAUGGAACACGUACAAGAAGACUGCAAUCAAGGUGAAGUAGCCACAGUGCCAAAUAUUGAAACUGCUCUACACAAUGGGGACAAUGUGACAAAUGUUUGACAACUGUUUUUAUCUAUGACACAUCAUCCAGAGCUGUCUGAGUUUCUUUGUAUAAACUGUCACACAUUCAAUUACACUGGUUGGAUAUGUAACUUUUUGUGCUUUUCUUGAACUUAUGGGUAUGGAGCCCUGCUACUGUAGAUAAAGGUAUAAAUAUUUUUAACCAUAAUAAUUUUAAGUGUAGUGAGUAGAUAAUUUAUUAUAUACAAACUAUACAUUUACAUACACAAUUUUAGAUUCUAUUCAAAAUAUGGCAGUUGUAAUGUCUAUGUUAAAUCUGAGGAAAAAAAGCACAUACCGGUAAUAUGUUUGCAUAGUGCCUUAGUAGAUUGUAAAGACGUAUCUGUAUUUUUGAGACCGAUACAAAAUGUUGCUUGAAUAAAAAAGAUGACAGCAUUACUCACCAUAUGAUAAUUUGAGUGUAUUCUUUGCUAAAAAGAAUUGAAAUCAAUGAAAUAAUUGUAUGAAGUUCUGCAGCUGUAACAGUGCUCUUUUUAGGGCAUGAUCACUUAAAGGGAAAAUUCCAAUGCAACAAAGUGCUCUGGCAGUUUAUAGAUUCCCCAGAGUUACAGAAGUAUUGAGUACUGAGGAUUGAAGAACUCUAGAUUCAGAACUUUACGUUGCUGAGUAAUCACAUUUUGGACUUGUUAGGGUGAUGGCAAAUGGAGCAUCUAAAAAUACCUCCCUGUUCAAGUAGCUGCAUACAUACCUCCAAACAUUUUGGAAGUAGAAAGAGUUACAAAAAGAUUUAUCACGUGUAGCUUGGCGAAGUUUUCCGACCAUGCCCAUUUUUCUGGCCACACCCCCCAAUUACCAUGUUCAUUUUACAAAAUUUGGCAGGUUAUGAAAGUUUGAA
Xenopus laevis (African clawed frog) is the source of this 2633-nucleotide messenger RNA. It is a transcript of the gene mdh1b.L, whose product is annotated as malate dehydrogenase 1B L homeolog. The record is from RefSeq and is a predicted model, not a curated record. Gene Ontology annotation, molecular function: malate dehydrogenase activity; oxidoreductase activity, acting on the CH-OH group of donors, NAD or NADP as acceptor; catalytic activity. Bases 125 to 1777 code for a protein of 550 amino acids. The transcript is spliced from 10 exons. NCBI's taxonomy places the organism in Eukaryota, Metazoa, Chordata, Amphibia, Anura, Pipidae. Gene Ontology annotation, biological process: malate metabolic process.